GCAGUGACAAUUUGUGAACGGCUAAUUGUAGAUUUCACUUGAAAAUUCUGGAAUUAUUCCGUUUAAACCUCUUCAUAAUUAUUCAAAAAUAACGCUUAAUCCAUCAGCGGCCUACAGCGCUAAGCCACAAUGCCGCAAGCUCGGCGCAAGACUCCCUUCAGCGGGAAAGCUAAAAAGCAGCAACUGCAGUCUAAAAAACAAAACAAGACACUUUUGAUGUCCACGUCAUCAGGCACGACCUCGUACGACGUGGUAUCAGUGAACUACCAGCCGACGCGCGGGCGAGGCGGCCGAGACACCAACAGAUACGCGCUCAAGUUCUACCGAGAAACUGAAGAGGAACUGAAGAUUAAAAAGGAGGAAGCACUAAAAGAACUAAUUCCGGUACCAGAAAAAGAUUUAGAAGUGAAUCCUGUGGACUACUUCCCAGCGGACGUGUCAUUCCCGAAGCGACCGCCAUGGGACUUUAAUAUGACGCCGGCACAACUAGACGCACAAGAACAGAGAUAUUUUAAGAACUACAUAGACAGUCUCCAAGCGUCAGAGCACUGGAAGAAGAUGUCAUACUUCGAGCUGAACCUGGAGACCUGGAGACAACUGUGGAGAGUUCUGGAAAUGUGUGACAUACUGCUGCUUAUUGUCGACGUCAGAUACGCUGGCAUGAUGUUCCCGCCAUCUCUUUAUUCAUACAUACAGGCACAGAAGAAGGAUAUGAUUCUAGUUCUGAACAAGAUAGAUCUAGUCCCCUCCUCAGUAGUGGCGGGGUGGAAGCAGUAUCUGACUACUGCUUACCCCGCGCUCAGAGUAUUGUACUUCACCUCGUGUCCUGCUUACAACCUUCGCGGAGUAACUAGCGAUAAGGCAGGUCAGUCAAAUGAAGACUUUUGUGAGACAAUAUUAGAAAAAGCAGACACAUCUUUCUACACGCACGAACGGUACAAGUCCGGCGUCCUAUCUAUUGGCUGCGUGGGACAGCCUAAUGUCGGCAAGUCGUCCCUAUUGAACGCUUUAAUGGGACGCUGCGUGGUAUCAGUCUCCAAGACUCCGGGACACACGAAGCACUUCCAGACUAUUUAUUUGACGCCUCAGGUACGUCUAUGCGACUGUCCUGGUUUGGUGUUUCCGUCGACUGUUCCACGGCCGAUACAAAUACUCAUGGGAUCGUACCCCAUAGCGCAGUUACGGGAACCUUAUACUACAAUUAGGUAUCUAUCGGAAAGACUGGACAUGCCAAAGCUUCUACGCAUAGAGCACCCAGAAGGCGACGAUACUUGGUCCCCGCGAGACAUAUGCGAUGGAUGGGCGAAGAAGAAAGGGUACCUUACUGCUAAAGCGGCCAGAUUAGACACGUAUAGAGCGGCGAACAGUCUGCUCCGGAUGGCUCUCGACGGCAGAAUUUGCCUGUGGCUUCGACCUCCAGGGUUCGCGGAACAUCGAGACAAAUAUGAAUCCUGCGAAGAAAUUAAGUACAUAAGAUGGGUGCAAGCGCUAACGUCAGACCAAGAAGAACAAAAGUCCGACGUUCUGACCUCAGAAUCUGAUGAUGACAGACAUUCUGAUGACUCUGACGCUGAUGAUGACAGCACUGAUGAUAGCGAAACGGCUGCUAUAGCGAAUAAGUUCGCAGCUUUAGCUGGCGAUGAUUAAAUAUGUAUUUUUUUUAUAUAACUCGGCUCCUAUUUGUGGUAGCGAUAUGUUUUAUAGAUUAUAAUCUUCCUCGAUAAAUGGACUGUACAACACAAAAAGAAUUAUUCAAAUCGAACUAGUAAUUACAGAGAAAUGCGCAUUUAAACAAAUAAAUUCUUAAGUAUUGUAUUAUGGUAAUAUUCCCCAAAUCGAACCCACUACCCGCGUCGCCGGUGAACGUACCGUGCGCUUCAACAUCGUCGCACGCGCCGCCGCCGGAGCUGGAAGCUAACGCUCGCCCGCCAGGGGGCGCCGCCUGGACAUAUCGCCGCGACCGCGCACUCUGCUCAUGAGGAAGAACCCCUCUGUGGUUCGAAACUA
Spodoptera litura is the source of this 2007-nucleotide messenger RNA. NCBI's taxonomy places the organism in Eukaryota, Metazoa, Arthropoda, Insecta, Lepidoptera, Noctuidae. The record is from RefSeq and is a predicted model, not a curated record.